Ogataea polymorpha is the source of this 2599-nucleotide messenger RNA. RefSeq lists its product as uncharacterized. Gene Ontology annotation, molecular function: carbohydrate derivative binding; glucose-6-phosphate isomerase activity; monosaccharide binding. NCBI's taxonomy places the organism in Eukaryota, Fungi, Ascomycota, Pichiomycetes, Pichiales, Pichiaceae. Gene Ontology annotation, biological process: gluconeogenesis; glycolytic process; glucose 6-phosphate metabolic process. The record is from RefSeq and is a predicted model, not a curated record. The transcript has a single exon. The coding region runs from base 913 to 2553 and encodes 546 amino acids. Gene Ontology annotation, cellular component: cytosol.
UGUCAGAGAUGCAGGAAACAAGUCCCAACCUUGAUCUGCUCGAGCGGAAAUCAAGUGGGAGCUCUUCGAUAGUACACAAGGACAGCGGUUAUGAUAGCGAUGCUCCGAAUGCAGACCUCAGUGCUGUUCAGAGCAAUGUCUCGCGAGAUUCUCAAAUCCUUUCGACCAGUAAAUUCGGAGAGGGUACGCUUUUCGACCGACUGCACAAUGACCUAGACAGCGCUGCCAGUCUCCCAAAACAAACAGGAUCCACUAGCAUAGAUUACCUUCCCAGUAGAUCAAAUUAUGAGGAUACGGGGGUGCCAGACGACGACUUCACACCUACAAGCGAGACGCGGCUAGCUGACAAGAUUGCAUCAACAGGCCAGCUCAUCGAUGGUCAAGACGCUAUUUACGAGAGCUUACAGAGAAGACAGUCCAUUCAGAAACUGAACUUUUUCGAUAGCGCGUAUUUGAACAAUGUCGAACAGCUGAAAAUGUCGCAAAUGGAGUUACUGGUGCGGCUUGCACGGGAUAAUCAGCAGUCUUUUUCGGAAUUUGAAAAUGUUUGGACGGACUACGAAAAUAAGGAGUUUGAUAUUAAUGAGAGUAAGUUUUUCAAUGCAAUGGAAGAGAAGAACGAAGCUGCAGAAGAGCAAAUAGACGCUUUGAAACAGCAGAUCUUGAACAUGGAUGCAUACACCAAACAGCUCUGGGAGCAAGCAAAGUCGUCCUGGAAGUCCGGAAAAUAGCCGCACAGCCCGGACGGUUUCUUGCGGAGAACAGUUUUCCAGGGUACUUAAAAAUACAUAGUGAAACCGUGGCGAAUGUCGGAUGGUAAAAAACAUUCGUGGCGGUGCUCGAUCAGUUCAUAUAUAAAAUAAUUGGAAUCUCAAUUAAAACAUCAGAUAAUAUAACUUAGCAAUUAAAAUAAUGAGCUCGCCAUUGGAAUUACCUGCUUGGAAGAAAUUACAAGCUAUCUAUGACGAUUAUGGAAAGACCUUUUCGUCGAGAGAUGCGUUCGCUUCCGACCCAAACAGAUUCUCAAAGUUCUCUCAAAUCUUUGAGAACUACGAUGGGUCCAAGAUUCUUUUCGAUUUCUCUAAGAAUUUGAUCGACGAGAAGAUUCUCUCCUCGCUUAUUGAGCUCGCUAAGGAGGCCAAGGUCGAGAAACUCAGGGACGAGAUGUUUGCCGGUGUCCACAUUAACACCACUGAGGACAGAGCUGUGUACCACGUUGCCCUCAGGAAUAGAGCCUUGAAGCCCAUGUAUGUCGACAACGUCAAUGUCACUCCAGAGGUUGACUCGGUGCUGCAGCACAUGAAGGAGUUUUCAGAGCAGGUCAGAUCCGGCGAAUGGAAGGGAUACACUGGAAAGGAAAUUACGGACAUUGUCAAUAUCGGCAUUGGUGGAUCGGAUUUAGGUCCGGUGAUGGUUACGGAGGCUCUCAAGCCAUACGGUCAUCCAAGACUUUCUGUUCACUUUGUGUCCAAUGUUGAUGGUACCCACAUUGCUGAGACUUUGAAAAAGUGUAAUGCAGAAACCACGUUGUUCCUGAUCGCUUCAAAGACUUUCACCACUGCAGAGACUUGUGCCAACGCAAACACUGCAAAAAACUGGUUUUUGCAAAGAGCAAAGGACGAAGCCCACAUUGUGAAGCAUUUUGUUGCCUUGAGUACCAAUGCCUCUGAAGUCGCUAAGUUUGGUAUCGACACCAAGAACAUGUUUGGUUUCGAGAAUUGGGUUGGUGGAAGAUACUCUGUGUGGUCUGCCAUUGGCACCUCUGUGUGCCUCUACAUUGGUUAUGACAACUUCGAAAAGUUCCUCAGAGGUGCAGAGGCAGUCGACAACCACUUCACUACCGCCCCUCUGGAGAAGAAUAUCCCAUUAAUUGGAGGACUGCUGACCAUCUGGUAUAAUAACUUCCACGGCGCUCAGACUAAACUGGUGACUCCUUUCGACCAGUACAUGCACAGGUUCCCUGCUUACUUGCAACAACUGUCGAUGGAAUCUAACGGUAAGUCAGUCAGUAAGGACUCGAAGUUCGUCAACUAUGAAACUGGUAUUGUUCUCUUUGGAGAACCAACCACCAAUGCUCAACAUUCGUUCUUCCAGUUGGUCCACCAAGGUACCAAACUGAUUCCAGCCGACUUCAUUUUGGCUGCCAAGUCGCAUAAUCCAAUUGAAGGAAAUCUGCAUCAAAGAAUGCUCGCCUCGAACUUCUUCGCUCAGGCUGAGUCUUUGAUGCUUGGAAAGACCAAGGAACAAGUAGAGGCUGAAGGCGUCUCUGGUGAUCUUGUGCCACACAAAAUGUUCUCCGGUAACAGACCUACGACCUCGAUUCUUGCUCAGAUGAUCACGCCUGCAACCUUGGGAGCCCUGAUCGCUUACUAUGAGCACGUGACAUUUGUGGAAGGUGCUAUUUGGGGAAUCAAUUCAUUCGAUCAGUGGGGUGUGGAGCUCGGAAAAGUGCUUGCUAAGGUCAUUUUGAAGGAACUCGAGAAUGAAAAGCCUGUUGAGUCCCACGACUCAUCUACCAGAAGCUUGAUCAACCAAUUCAAGGAGUGGGCUUAGUUUUAUAGAUAAAUUUUCGUUAGUCUAUUGAAUGAAAAACGUUACA